CACAAAAAGCACAUUUAUGCAUUUUAGCAUUACAAUGGCAAAAUGCAAUAUCAUUAAACAUGCUCUAACUCAAACAGACUACUCCAUCCAUUGUCAAUUAAUUCUGGAUUGAAGCCGUAUUUAAACCUGGCCAAUUAGGCUUGGGCAAGAUGGGUCGGACACUCUCUACAUGGUGGUAUUAGAGCUUUGGGAUAGACUUGAGUAGGAGAUGAAUGAUAUGCCUAAUAGCUUAAAGCCAAGUUAUAAUAUGGAGUGUCAAAGUCACGGACAAUUUUAGCACGUGAAGAGUGUUAAAUUGUCACUACUCUAUCCUAAUAUGCAUGAACUUGAAGUGGGUGAUCUUCGGGUUUAGAUGGAAUAGUGGGGGGACCAUCUUUCAUUUUAUUCUUGUCUCUUCAAAAUAUUUAGGAAAAGACCGAAAAAGAGGGUGUUGUUCUCUCGGUGAAAGCAGAGGCUGUGUGUGUUUUGCUUUGCAAUCUCUUGUUCAUCAAUAAAAUUGUCCCUCCUUUGCUAGCCCUGUGGAUGUUGAUUGUUUAUAACCGAACUGCGUGUUAAAUAUUUUGUGUUCUUUGUCUAUCUUUCUCAUCCCAUCUGGUUUUCUGGUAUUGUUUCUAUUUAGUUUCUGUUUAUAUAUUUGAUGCUUUGCUUGCUGGUUAAUUUUAGUUUUGACUAAAGCUAGAAACAUUAUUCCUUGAUGUUGGCUAUCACAAUCGAGUAUUAGAUCAAAUAUCUGAUCAGUUUUCAUCAUCAAAGAAAGAGAGAGAGGAGGAAGAAUAAGCAGAAGAAGCAGAAGCAGAAGCAGAUAAUGGUGUACAAAGCAGUUGGUUUGGAGUUUAUGAGGGAAUAUAAUAGGAUAAGUUUGGUCAGGGCUGGUGUUCUGUUUUUGGUUGUGCUACUGGCUUGUUUGGUGCUAUACAAUAAUCCACUACCCAAAUCUUAUGUGUUUUACCAAGACAAAAACACCAUUGGCAAUGCAUUUGAGGUCAUCAUCAUCAACAAGAAUCCAUUAGACACAAUCCUUGAAAAUUCAUCAAUGGAGGACAAAACAGUGAUCAUAACAAACCUAAACGAUGCAUGGGCAGAGCCAAAUUCGAUAUUCGAUCUCUUUCUCGAGAGUUUUCGUAUUGGAAAUGACACAGAGAGGCUGUUGAAUCAUUUAAUGGUAAUCUGUUUGGAUGAAAUGGCUUACAAUCGUUGCUUGGCUUUACAUCCUCAUUGCUAUCGUCUUCAUAUCGAAGGAUUCAACUUUACUACUAGCAAUGCAUUUUUUAUGUCCCCAGCCUACUUAGAAAUUGUUUGGAGGAAGAUUGAGUUUUUGGCUACUGUCCUUGAAAAGGGAUACAACUUUGUAUUUUCGGAUACUGAUGUAAUGUGGCUACGAGAUCCAUUUCCACGGUUUUAUCCAGACGCAGAUAUCCAAGUUUCAUGUGAUUCCUACUUUGGAGAUUCAACAAAUGUACAUAAUCUAGCAAACACAGGGUUUAGUUAUGUAAAAUCGAAUAACCGAACGAUUCAAUUUUACAAGUUUUGGAAUGAAUCCAGAGAGAGAUUUCCAACCCUUCAUGAUCAACGUGUGUUUGAUAAGAUAAAAUAUGAUCCCUUCAUCAGAAAGAGUAUUGGACUGAAAAUGAGAUUUCAUGAUACUGAUAUUUUUGGUGGGUUUUGUAAUCCCAGUAAAGAUUUAAACUUGGUUUGUACAAUGCAUGCAAAUUGUUGUCUUGGUCUGCGAAACAAAGUUCGUGAUCUUCACAUUUUGCUUGAGGAUUGGAGGAAAUUUAAGUUAAUGGAUCCAAUUUUGCAACCUAAUGCUUCAUGGAGUGUUCCACAACAUUGCAGAAUUCCGAGACGUAGCAAUCCAGGAAAGAAGAAUUCUCAAACUUAGAGAGAGGAAAGUAAUUACAGGAGCUGAUGAUUGGCAAAGUGCAAGGCUUUAGACUAUAGUAAUACAUACAUACCUGACAUUGAAUAUUGAUAUAUCUUCGUUCGUUUUGGAUGAGUAACUGUGUAUAAUUACACUCCAAUCUAUUGAUUGACCUAUGAAUUAUAUA
Molecule: messenger RNA, 2048 nt
Organism: Ziziphus jujuba (common jujube)
Lineage: Eukaryota; Viridiplantae; Streptophyta; Magnoliopsida; Rosales; Rhamnaceae
Exons: 5
Coding region: 806-1882 (358 amino acids)
Source: RefSeq, a predicted model, not a curated record